GAUCCCUCUUACUACGUAUGACUAGUCUCUUCUUGGGAGAAGAGGUGUUUCGGCGAGGUGUUAUAAAUUAUUUGAAAAAAUACAAAUAUGGAAAUGCUGAUAGAGACGAUCUCUACCACGAGUUGACGAAAGAAGCGCGAAAGCAACGGGUUCUCAGCAGCGGUCUCACACUGAAAGAAAUACUCGAUACGUGGACGUUGCAAACUGGUCAUCCUAUGAGACGAUUCCUGUUCUAUAGAAUCGCGCGCACGAGACUCGCUUCAAUUCAGCCGGCGUGCUGGUACAUUCCCAUCACUUUAACCACCCAAAGUGACCAAGAUUUUGCUCGAACAAAGCCCUUGGCGUGGAUGAAGUGCGAUGUCUCCGAGCUCGUGCUGACCAACGCCGCGAAAGAAGACGAGUGGUAUAUAUUGAACAUGCAAGCUGCAGGUAUCUACCGAGUUUUUUAUGACCUGGAAAAUUGGAAAGCGCUAAGUAAAACAUUGAACAGCAGACACUACAAAAAUAUUGCGGUGAUGAAUCGAGUGCAAAUUCUUAACGACAUUAUGCAUUUCACGUGGACUGCCGAUAUUGAUGCAGAUGUUGCUUUCAGGCUAAUUGGUUAUAUUAGAAGAGAAACGGAAUUUCUCCCAUGGAGAGUUGCUUUACAUAAUCUUGAAAGAGUAAAAAAUAUAUUUUCACGCACAAUAUAUUACAACGUGUUUAUGACGUGGGUGCGUCGCCUGCUGAAGCCGGCGUUCGAGCGCGUGGGCAACCCGGAGCCCGACGACCUGCACGGCACGCGCCACCACGGCCAGCUGUUCCAGUGGGCGUGCGAGAUGCAGAUCGACACCUGCAUCUACCAGGCUCGCGUCUUCUACGCGCAGUGGAUGCGCAACCGCAACCCCGCGCGCAACGACGUG
Molecule: messenger RNA, 902 nt
Organism: Gryllus bimaculatus (two-spotted cricket)
Lineage: Eukaryota; Metazoa; Arthropoda; Insecta; Orthoptera; Gryllidae
Source: the annotation of a GenBank genome assembly